AUGUCAAAAGCCUCAAAGACAACUCUUGCUGUUACCACUGCCCUUUGCGGGGGUGUUGUUUGGUUCGUACAUUAUUUUCAGCGCGCUGAGAAAGAAUUGAUGCACGCAGGUGUCAUUCGUGACGAGGAGCGGUCGAGAAUCAAGAGAGAGCGUCAAUUAGAUUUUGACAUGCAGAAGGAGCUUGAGAAGGAAUUCAAGAAGAGUCAGAGUGUUUCGCCGGUAAAUACCACUACAGGCGCGGGAGGCGGUGGAGAUAAUACCAAAGGUUAG
Molecule: messenger RNA, 270 nt
Organism: Morchella importuna
Lineage: Eukaryota; Fungi; Ascomycota; Pezizomycetes; Pezizales; Morchellaceae
Exons: 2
Coding region: 1-270 (89 amino acids)
Biological process (GO): mitochondrial respiratory chain complex IV assembly
Cellular component (GO): mitochondrion
Source: RefSeq, a predicted model, not a curated record